This is a messenger RNA of Leucoraja erinaceus (little skate), 3100 nucleotides long. Its product is annotated as rho-related GTP-binding protein RhoG-like. Gene Ontology annotation, cellular component: cell projection; plasma membrane; cytoskeleton. Bases 449 to 1024 code for a protein of 191 amino acids. Lineage: Eukaryota; Metazoa; Chordata; Chondrichthyes; Rajiformes; Rajidae. Gene Ontology annotation, biological process: cortical cytoskeleton organization; regulation of actin cytoskeleton organization; establishment or maintenance of cell polarity. The record is from RefSeq and is a predicted model, not a curated record. Gene Ontology annotation, molecular function: GTPase activity; GTP binding; protein kinase binding. The transcript is spliced from 2 exons.
GGUGAGCGGCUUUGGUUGGAGUUGGGGUCGAGUCUGGUCGAGGCCUCGGAGAGAGGGAGGAGGGAAGGGAAGGAGGGAGGGAGGGGGGUGGUUACCCGCCGCCGCCUUCCUGCCCGCCAGCCCGGACGGGUACACGCGCAGACGGAGCGGACUGAGUUGAAGGUGCGUCGGGUUCCGGGGAGCGGGAAGUAAGAAAUCGAAAGUAAAGUUGCAGUGAGACAAGGAUGGAGGGCGACUGAAAGUUGGGUGGUGGCGAGUAAGGAUGGACAAGUGGGGUUGGGUGGUGGGGGUGAGGGCUAGUGGCCGCUUGGAAGUCUCGGCUUGUGUCAGUCUCGGAGGAAGAUAUAGUUGAUGGGUGUGGCGAAGUUAUGGAGGAAGGGUUUGACCGAGUCAGGAGCAGUGGAGGAUUCAUGUGAUUUGAGAGUGUGACCUUCAUACUGCAUGAAUAAUGCAGACUAUAAAAUGCGUGGUUGUUGGAGAUGGUGCAGUUGGGAAGACCUGCCUUCUCAUUAGUUAUACAACCAAUGCUUUUCCUGCAGAAUAUGUCCCCACUGUGUUUGACAACUAUAGUGCACAGAUGACUGUUGAUGGAAGGACUGUAAGCCUGAACCUUUGGGAUACAGCAGGGCAGGAAGAGUACGACCGACUUCGCACUCUAUCUUACCCACAGAGUAACGUGUUCAUCAUCUGUUUCUCCGUUGCUAGCCCUUCUUCCUUUGCCAAUGUUCGCCAUAAAUGGCAACCUGAAGUUUUGCACCACUGUCCAAACGUUCCCAUACUUUUGGUUGGUACGAAGAAGGAUUUAAGGAAUGAUUCUGAAACCAUAAAAAAGCUCAAGGAGCAAAGUCUUUCCCUGACAACCAUGCAUCAGGGAGUGACCUUGGCCAAACAGAUUAGAGCGGUUAAGUACCUGGAAUGUUCAGCACUCAAUCAGGAGGGCAUCAGAGAGGUGUUUGUGGAGGCUGUGAGAGCAGUCCUUUAUCCUCACAGAAAAAAGAAAAGCAAAAAUUGUGUGCUUUUGUAGCCCGAAUACACGAACAUCUUGGUUGCACAUGGAUUGGAAGCCAUGGAUCAGCUGCGCUUCGGUUGCAUUGUGGUGUAACGCAAGGAUCUUGCACAAAACAAGUUUGUAUGACUGAAACUGGAAACUGUUGAAAUGCUGCUUUAUUGGCUGGGUGUUAUUUUUACAGAAAUGCAGGCCCUUAAUGAGUUAUUCUGAUAUAAUAGCACUGGACUUUCUAGCUUGCAAUAAUUGUCCCUGAGCGGAGCUAAACUGAUUGCCUUUUAACAGCUGCUUUAAAGAUCUUUUUUAAGCAUCUUAAUCCGUUUAAAAAAAAAAAAAAAAUUAUAGCUUUACUCACUGGCUUUUUUUGAUAUAACUGUUUGUGCACGACAAACAUGUGCUGAUCACUUUUUAAACAAAUGGCCAUUGCUUUUCUCCAUUGCUCAGGUUUCAAAUUGUUGAUGUUGGCUUUCAGAACUCUGACUGAUUAAUAAGCAUUGUGGCUUUCACACAUUGGCACUAAUCUGGAAUCAAAAAUGAUCAUGGGCAGAUUUCAUGUGAAAUCCUGAACUAAUACCUACUACUGUUUACUAUUAUCUUAAUGAAAUACAGUCCUUGUAUGUGUUGGCACUGUCAAAAGACUUGGUAAAACACCUACUGCACAGUAGACAAAAUGCAAUGAUAUUUACAUUUGUCACAUUUAGUAGAUAUUGUUUUAUGAUGUGGUUUAUUUAAAUUUUAUAAAACUGGCCUUGUGUCCCCAAUACAUUUGGUACAAAAUAACUGUGUUAAAGUUCACUGGGUGUUGUAGUUUUAUAUACAUGAGAUUUCAAUUGAUGACCAACUUACUUUAAUAUGUUCCUCAACACCAAAAACAAUUAAGUUUGGAUAAUACUCAAUCAAUUUUUUUCUUGUGUAUAAAAGUCACUUUCUAUAUUGCACAGCUGCAAGGUCUGACGAGGUACGAAUUCUAGAAUCAAUGCCAUAGUGUGUGAAUUUGCAGGUGUUUAUUCCAUUGCAGGCGGUACUGACAUAGGAUAAAAGGGAAAAUUAGAAAUUACUGACAUUUGCCAAUGCGUAACAAGAAGAUGGCUAAUAUGAAUUGUAUUUGAGCCUGGUCUGAAUUGUUGGUAUUGUAUUGUACACUUCUACCUAUAGUGGUACAUUUGUUGCACAGCGCUUAUUGUUUAAGAUUAACUCAGUGACUAAAUACUGACAACCCCACCUCAGCCUUCAACUCUUCCAUAUGGAGACCUUCCAACAUUUUGUUUACACCAUCAAAUCCCAAUCCAUAUCAUUUCAAUCUGAUUGUUCUUGAGAAACAGUGAUACUUUAUUUUCAGCUUCUGUUGUUUGAGUUUUGAUACUAAGGUGUUAAAGGAUUCUUUGAUCUGUGUUUAGUUAGCUCUGUGGGAUAAACAAAGUAUACCCUGUUUGUAGUAUUUAGCAGAAAUGGAUGACCAGAAGUGAGCUAAACUGAACAGAUCAAUGUAGGCAUAUUAGCUGUCUGACCUUUUUUGGUGAGGCGUACACAACCAAUGCAAGAACAUGAUGGAAACGGAAAACUGACGGUGCAUUUAGAUUGUGUAGCAUUCAACCAAUCUAAAGACUGAAAGUUUGUUUUCUCCAGUCAUUCAAAACUCUAUUCCUCAACUGUAUCAUUGAAAUCGUAUCUCAUAGUUAAAUCAAACCAAUUUAUUCCACGUCCUAUUGUAGAGGAGAUUUAAUGCAUUUUCUCAGUACAGCAUUCGGAGCCUGUAUUAGAUUUGCGGUUUUACAAUGACCCAAUCCUAAUUACAGUGCUGUUUAAAUGGGAUCCAAUAACUGACGUUUGCUAUUAUUAUUGGUACAUUGAUAUCGGUGAAGCAGACAAAGAAAAAUCUUGCCAGUCUAAGAGUAGGAUUGAGGAAUGUAAAAAUCCUUUGUUUUGUCAUUAUCAUGCUUUUCACUGCGCUGUAACCACGGUGGGUAAUGCCAUUACUAUGCACUAGAAACCUGAGUUGUGUUUUUAGAAUUAAAAAAAAUUAAGACUGCAUUGUUUUGAAAUGAUUUAUAAAAAAAUUGUACUGCUGAAAUAAAAUUUAAUUUUCAUUCAUAA